AUGGGGCCCUCAACAGUCAAGGUUGACUGUAGAAUACGUGCAGAAACUAUAAACCUCUACAUGAUCUGCUUGUGUGACCCCGGGGCAGGGAAGUCCCCUGCCUUUCAACACGGCUGUGCACAGCCAAUAAGGUUUCACUUCAGGCAAAAGAGGAUAACCCUUUAUUUGUCGAUGAAUUUACGGAAGCUGGGCUAUUCCGGCAGCUUAAAUCAAUGCCUGGCCAUAAAGCCAUCGUUGGCAAGGAGGAAGCAUCCCAGUUUUUUGAUCAGCUGCUUGGUGCUUCCAGGGAAAAGAGCUGCAUAG
Messenger RNA from Porites evermanni, 303 nucleotides. The record is from the annotation of a GenBank genome assembly. NCBI's taxonomy places the organism in Eukaryota, Metazoa, Cnidaria, Anthozoa, Scleractinia, Poritidae.